AUGAUUCCCACAACAGCAACACCACUCUUUGAUUCAUUGCCCAAAGAAGAUUUCAAUCAAACCACUCGGGAGUAUCUCCGAUCUAUUACUCAACAAGUAACCGGAGCGUUGAUCAAUGUUCCAUUGUGUUGCUCGGCCUUUUCCAAGAAGGAGACGACUCCUCUUGUCGGUGAUGAUGAUCAAGAGGAAGAAUUAAAUCCAACAUUCAUUCAGAAGGAACAAGAACAUAUGGAAUCUCACAAGAUGGAUGAAUGUAUCGUGUUUUAUCAAGCCUAUAAUUCAACCAUUGCAAAUUAUGCAGUUCAAAAUCAAAGAUUUGAAGGAUGUUCGGCAUUUGAUAUGAAACGAAUGACUUGGAUUAAACCAAAUUAUUUGUGGAUGAUGUAUCGGAGUGAAUUUGCCAAGGCUUGGAAUCAAACGAAUAUUUUAGCCUUGUAUAUUCAGAGAGAGUAUUUUGAGAAGGUCAUUUUGGAGAAUGCAGUGUGUUCCAUGUGUUAUCCAGAGUUGGAGAAAUACUAUGGAUCUAAGGAGAAUUGGAAAAAAUCAUGUUUAAAGCAAAAACAAAAAGUUGGGAAAUUUGUGAACGAUAUUAAGAGAAAAGAAAAAUUGAGUCAAUCGUCAAAACAUGUGUUGGAUAUUCAAGAGUUAGUGGAAGAACAAAGGAAAUUGGAAAAGGAAUAUUCAUCAUUGAUAGAUCAGGAAGAAGAACCAUCACAGAAUUUGCAAAACAAAGAUCCAAUAGUUCGCAACAUUCAAAAAUCAGCAAAAACAAGUGACAAUUCGGAAAUUUCAAACGAAAACAAACAAGAAAAUGUGGAGGAAGCAUCAUCUGAAUCCUUUGUUGGAUUUGCACGAGUUCAAUGGGAUCCAUAUCACACGCCAUCCUUUGGAAAAGUGCAUGGAGGAUUAACACGGGCCAUACAAAUUGGUUUGAAAGGGUCUUUCAUUAGUGACAUGGUCAAGUGUGGAGCCUUACGAAGAAUUGAAGAUAUUACCGAAUAUGUGAAACAACAACAUGAAAAGUAUCAGAAAAGUGGUGAUAUUACAAUUCCAGUUGAGAGAUUUAUAGAAAUACACAAUGAAAUGACAUGUAAAAAAUUGGGAAUUGUCGAAAGAAUUCUUUCACAACCAAUGACAUCAAAAAGUAACUUGGACGAUUCGAAAUAA
Naegleria fowleri is the source of this 1167-nucleotide messenger RNA. RefSeq lists its product as uncharacterized. The coding region runs from base 1 to 1167 and encodes 388 amino acids. The record is from RefSeq and is a predicted model, not a curated record. The transcript has a single exon. Lineage: Eukaryota; Heterolobosea; Eutetramitea; Acrasida; Naegleriidae.